This is a messenger RNA of Austrofundulus limnaeus, 1701 nucleotides long. RefSeq names its product ADP-ribosylation factor-binding protein GGA3. Gene Ontology annotation, molecular function: phosphatidylinositol binding; small GTPase binding; ubiquitin binding. Gene Ontology annotation, cellular component: trans-Golgi network. Gene Ontology annotation, biological process: protein localization to cell surface; Golgi to plasma membrane transport; intracellular protein transport. The record is from RefSeq and is a predicted model, not a curated record. Lineage: Eukaryota; Metazoa; Chordata; Actinopteri; Cyprinodontiformes; Rivulidae.
UACUUUGGGGCGUGGACUUCACAGAGCGUUAAAGACAGAGUGACGGAGGUCCUGUACGGCUGGACUCUCUGGCUAAAAGAAGAACCAAAGAUUCAGGAAGCCUACAGAAUGCUGAAGAAACAGAACGUCAUAAAGAAGGAUCCCAAACUUCCAGACACACUGAUUAUGGCUCCACCAUCACAAAGAACAACAGAUUCAGUUUUUGACCAAGACGACAAGGCCAAGCUGUUAGCAAGAUUACUGAACAGCAGCCGUCCAGAAGACCUGGAAACUGCCAACAGGCUCAUUAAAAYCACCAUCAAGGAGGAGCAGGAAAAGGUUGAGAAGGUGGCGAAGCGCGAGUCGACUCUGAAGGAGGUGGCGAGCAGCACCAAGCAGCUCAGAGAGGUACUGGACCAGCACACGGGUACCAGGACUUGUUUACAGCCCAGCGAUGACAUGAAGGCUCUGUAUGAGCGCUGUGACCGACUGAGGCCGAGCCUGUUCCGGCUGGCCAGCGACACGAUGGACGARGACUCGGCUCUGACGCAGAUUCUGGCAGCGAACGACGAGCUGACGCUCGCGGUAAAUGCUUACAAAGACAUGAUGACGAGAGGAGAGAGGAACGGAGGAAGAAUAACCAGUAAAAGUGAAGAAGUAACCUCGCCCACAAGCCCUCGAGAGAUUAAAAGCUACCACCUCAUCGAUCUGUCAGCGCUGGACUCUCCUCAAACUCAAAGAAAAACUGAUUCACAGCCGGUGUUUAAAUCCUCUUCACCACUUUUCUCCUCUCGUCUGGAGAGCUCCUUWUUCUCAGAAGCUGAGCAGGACUCAGAGUUUGAGGAGUUGGUCUCAAAUCAGACGCAGCAGAACCCYAAGUCAUAUUACGAAGAUCUGAUACAGUUGGACAAAGACAUCCAGAAGAUGAAUUCUGAGCAGAACAGAGGCAGAGAUGUUUCACUGAGAGCUCGUGGGUGUGGAGGAAGCAGCUCUGCACCAAACAGGACAAAUAUCUGGUCACUCCCUGAUGUUCAGAGGGUCUCAUCCUCUCCAAAAACACAGAAACAAACAAAUGAGUCUGGAUCUUCACUGAAGCUAGAGYAGAGCUCCAGUCCGCCUCAGUCUCUGAAGAACAUCUUUGUUCCUCUGGAGGACAUUAAAUCUGGUCAGCUGGAUCCGAUUACUUUGCUGAACCGGGCUGGUAUCCACGUGUCGCUUCAUUUUGCCAGAGAUGGACRGUCGAGUCAUCCAGGGGUCGCCGUGGUCGUCAUGUCUGCAGUGAACACGUCUGCGCUCCAAGUGAAGGAUUUUAUGUUUCAAGCUGUUGUUCCAAAGAGCAUGUUGGUGAAGCUUCAGCCGGCCUCUCAGACACACCUUCCUCCCUACAACCCKCUCCUGCCUCCACCUGCAGUCUCACAGGUCCUGCUCUUAACUAAUCCUCAGAAUAUUAAAGUUCGUCUGCGCUACAAGCUGACGUUGACACAUGGAGACCAACGUCUGAAUGAAACGGGAGAGGUUGACAAUUUCCCCAACUGGAAUACUUUGGUCACAAACUAAAAACGACUAAAAAUACUCAGCCAAUGUAUGGUAAAGGAAGUAUAAAGAAAGAAACAAACCAAAAAAAGAAGAAGAAAAAAAAGCUCCACUAAGAUGAUGAUUAGUUUUUCUGUGAACGUUGCAAAUCUACUAAAGAUUAAACCAAAUAAAUGUUUUCCAGUGAAA